UCAAGAUACACUCACUUUCCUUAACUUAGCAGGAAAGCUACGUGUUCGAUCAACGUAUACCGGUAGGUAGUGUCGUCAUAUGCACUUUUAAUUAAAGGAAAACAUGAGCGUUGUGGUGAAUAGUGAUAAAGUGAAAUAUACUGACAAUUUUAUCGAAACCAAAUACACCUACCAAUAUAACAAAGCCAGAAAAAAUGGAGAUGUUGUUGAGGUUACACCAAUAUCAGAAAAUUUAGUUCUAAAGACAUCUAAAAAAGUUCCUAAACUAGGUGUUAUGCUGGUUGGAUGGGGUGGCAAUAAUGGGUCUACGUUUACUGCCGCUGUAAUAGCAAAUAAGUUAGGUUUAACAUGGCCAACAAAAAAGGGAGUCCAGCAAGCAAACUGGUAUGGGUCUCUUACACAAGCCGCCACAGUAGCGUUAGGUGACGAUGUAUUCGUACCUUUUUCAAAAUUGUUACCCAUGGUACAUCCAGAUGACAUCGUAAUAGGCGGCUGGGAUAUCAGCUCGGCUAACUUAGCUGAAUCAAUGGAACGAGCUCAAGUUUUAGAGCCAAUGCUUCAGCAGCAAUUAAAACCACAUAUGCAGACAUUAAAACCAAAACCUUCUGUCUAUAUACCGGAAUUUAUAGCUGCCAAUCAGAAAUCUCGAGCGGAUCAUGUAAUUAAAGGCACAAGACAGGAGCAGUUAGAACAUAUAUGCCAAGAUAUAGCCGAGUUUAAGGACGUCAAUAAUCUUGACAAAAUAAUCAUUUUAUGGACAGCGAACACGGAAUGCUUUAGCGACGUCUUAGAUGGCGUUAAUGAUACAGCUGAAAACAUUAAAAUUGCUAUCGCCAACAAUGACAGCAAUAUAUCACCAUCUACACUAUUUGCAUAUGCGGCUAUAACUAAGGGAUGUACUUAUAUAAAUGGAUCUCCACAAAAUACAUUCGUUCCAGGAAUUAUCGACUUUGCUGAAAAACGUGGCGUAUUUAUCGCCGGAGAUGAUUUUAAAUCUGGUCAAACCAAGAUAAAGAGCGUUUUGGUCGACUUCUUAGUGGGUGCGGGUAUUAAACCAGUCAGUAUUGUUAGCUACAAUCAUCUUGGAAAUAACGAUGGAAAGAAUUUAUCUGCACCUCCACAGUUCAGAUCUAAAGAGAUUUCUAAAAGCAACGUUGUUGACGAUAUGGUGAACUCCAAUGACAUUCUUUAUAAACCAGGGGAAAAGCCGGAUCAUGUAGUAGUCAUCAAAUAUGUUCCAUAUGUGGGAGAUUCUAAGAGAGCCUUAGAUGAAUACACCUCAGAAAUACUGAUGGGAGGUUUAAACACAUUAGUAAUUCAUAAUACCUGUGAAGACUCUUUGCUUGCCACUCCCAUAAUGUUGGACUUAAUCAUAUUGGGAGAACUAUUUACUAGAAUCAAGAUAAAGAGAGAAACUUCCUCAGACGAUGAAUACACUUCAUUCCACCCAGUAUUGUCAGUUCUGAGUUAUCUUUGCAAAGCGCCCUUAGUUCCAAAGGGCACACCGGUAGUUAAUGCUUUAAACAAGCAGAGGGCAUGUAUUGAAAACGUUAUAAAGGCUUGCAUAGGUUUACCGCCAGAAAACAAUAUGACAUUGGAACACAAGUUACCGUUUUUAAUGGCAGAAAAUUCAAAAUUGGACGGUGAACCAUUACCGAAAAGAAUUAAAAUGCAGAAUGGACAGCAUUAGAAUAAUAAUAUGUUUUAUAUGAUAUAUUUUUUAAAAUUGUCAGAUAAUCAUAUAUAUUUGUAGGGUAAUAAAAC
Diabrotica balteata is the source of this 1764-nucleotide messenger RNA. Lineage: Eukaryota; Metazoa; Arthropoda; Insecta; Coleoptera; Chrysomelidae. The record is from the annotation of a GenBank genome assembly.